This is a messenger RNA of Lathyrus sativus (Indian pea), 2358 nucleotides long. The record is from the annotation of a GenBank genome assembly. NCBI's taxonomy places the organism in Eukaryota, Viridiplantae, Streptophyta, Magnoliopsida, Fabales, Fabaceae.
AUGGAAGAAACAACAAAUAAAAGACUAGAUCAAUUGACUUCAUAUGGAAUGAUUGAUAAUAAAAGAUUAGCUUGUCAAUACAUUGCAAGAGAUACAAACAAAGGUGUAUGGUAUGGAGAUAAUCCCCUCCAUGGAACCACAUCUGUUCUAAUAUUUCAAAUCAUUCUUAUGUUCUCUAUUAGUAGACUAACUCAUUUCUUGUUAAGCCCUUUUCAUCAAACUCUUCUCAUUGCACAAAUUAUGGCAGGUAUCAUAGUUGGUCCAUUAGUCUUAGGUCGACACAAUACAAGUUUUGAGAUGCUAUUUCCAGCAUCAAGCAUAGUGACACUUUCAACAUUUGCAGAAUUUGGAAUGAUAAUUUAUUUCUUUAAGAUGGGAGUGCAAAUAAAUUACAAGCAACUGAGGAGGAUUGAAAAACGUGCAGUAAUAAUUGGAAUAUUUGGCCAUAUAUCUUCUAUAGUAUUUGGCCUAGUAGUUUUAAAUAUUGUUGAAAUGAUUUCACCUUUAGGAUCUGAAAAAAAUGAAGUUCAAGGUUUAGUAUUUUUUGGGUCAUUAACCUCAUUUCCAGUUACAAGUAGCUUCUUAAGUGAAAUGAACAUUCUAAGUUCAGAAAUUGGAAGAAUGGCAUUAUCAACAUCAAUGGUUAGUGAUGCAUGUAUGUGGACGAUUUAUUUAGUCAUACUAACUGGAGAAAAAGCUAUAGAUGACAAAUCAUAUCAAAUUCUUAUACAAAGGACUAUAACAAUAUUUUAUUUUGGAUUCUUAUAUUAUGUGUUAAGGCCAUUGGUUAUAUGGAUCUCUAACCGCGAUCGCAAGGGAAAUUCCAUGACACAAGGCCAUUUUUUGUUGAUAAUUUGUAUAAUUUUGUUCAUUGGAUUCUUCGGACUAAUCGCGGGACAACCAUACUUUAUGACGGCCUUUUGGUUCGGUGUGCUUUUGCCAGAUGGUCCUCCUUUAGGUUCUUUUUUGGCCGAAAAGCUUGAUGUCAUUGGUUCUACUUUGAUCGUACCGGCUUAUUGUACUAUCAGUGGUUUAAGGACAAGUGUUCCUAAUAUUGCAGGAUCAAAAACAGUAUACAUGGAGGUUGUUAUAAUUGCAGUGUUCGUAGGAAAGUUUGUUGGAACCAUAAUACCAUCACUUCAUUUUCAUAUUGACAUUUUGGAUUCUCUUGCUUUGGCUCUAAUCAUGUGUUGCAGAGGUCUAUUGGAUCUUUGUGUGUUCAACAUAUUAUUAUAUAAUAAGGAAAUAGGUGAACUUUCCUUCACUCUGAUGAUCUAUACAAUGGUGGCGAUAACCGGAUUUGCGACUCUCGUUGUUUAUUACAUAUAUGACCCUUCAAGGAGAUACAAAGCCUAUAUAAGAAAAUCGGUUAAAGACUCUGGAAGAGAUUUUGAUUUCAAAGUACUUGUAUGCAUUCACAAUGAAGAAAAUGUUUAUCCAAUGAUUAACCUUCUUGAAGCCACAAAUCCAACAAUCACAUCACCUAUUUCCGUCUUUGUUCUACAUCUCAUGGAAUUAUCCGGCAGAGCAGCUUCAAUUAAUAUAAAAAAUGAGUUUGCUCAUAAAAAAUCAAAUUAUAAAGAUACUUCAACUCAAAAUAUAAGCAAUGUGUUCAAUAAAUUUCUUUUACAUAACAUAGAAUGUAUCACAUUGCAACUUUUUACAGCAAUUGCACCCUAUGCUAGCAUGCAUGAUGAUAUAUGCUACAUGGCAAUGGAUACAAAAUCCAACAUUUUGAUUGUGCCAUUUCACAAACAAUGGUCAAUGAAUGGAACUGUUGAAGUUUCCAAUGCUUCCAUUAGGUUGGUGAACCAAAAAGUACUAAAAAAAGCUCCAUGUUCCAUCGGAGUCUUGAUCGACCGAAGCCAAAUGAGUGGAAAAUUAGUUGUUAUACACAAAAAGUAUUUUUGUAAAAUCGCCAUGAUAUUCCUAGGAGGCGCCGAUGAUCAAGAAGCGUUGGCCUAUGCUAUGCGCAUCGCGGAGCAUCCCAAUGUAAGACUCACCGUGAUUUGGGUGAGAUUUAAAAAGCAACAAAAACAUUCUAGUGUCAAGAGUCCUUACAUUGAUAUGAUGGAACAUAUAAGAUAUACAAGUGACCUUAAAGACAAGGUUUAUUUUAAGGAAGAAGUUGUUGAAGAUGGUGAAGGAACAACACAAGUUAUUCGUAUGAUGGAAAGUAAUUUUAACUUAGUUAUAGUUGGUAGACAUCAUAUACCAAAUUCUCCAUGUACUUUGGGAUUGACAGAAUGGUGUGAACUUCCUGAGCUUGGGCCUGUUGGGAACCUCUUAGCAACAUCAGAUUUUACAUUUUCUGUUUUAAUUGUGCAACAACAACCUUUUCAUAAUGAAUAUUUUUAG